Molecule: messenger RNA, 453 nt
Organism: Diaporthe citri
Lineage: Eukaryota; Fungi; Ascomycota; Sordariomycetes; Diaporthales; Diaporthaceae
Exons: 2
Coding region: 1-453 (150 amino acids)
Source: RefSeq, a predicted model, not a curated record
AUGUGCUAUAUCGCUUGGUCAGUCGAUACGACUCGGGAGGCAACAAAGGCGAAGCCAAUACUGAUGGCUCAGGAGUAUAUCAUCUACUCACGGUGGUCUUCAGCCGAAGCCAUGCUCGCGGCGAUUUUAGAAGAUUUCGUCGUCAAUCUCAAGGACCCGUUUGGUUUGGCCAAUCUUGUGCUUUUGUAUGUGGUAUCCUAUAUGGAGCACGAACUAGACAGUCAAUGGAGAGCGGAGAUUAAGAAUGAGAACCUCACAGGCCAUGGCGUGUUUGGUUACGUGUAUCAUGAGAAGAUCUCAAGUCUCGAUACACAGCACCUGACUUUUGCUGCAAGGGAAAUGGGUCUUUCCGUUGGAAUGGCCAGCUACUGUAACCGCUUGGCCGACCUCGCUGAACGGAUGGUGUCAGAUUUGGAGGAUGAAGUCGAGAAACUCCGCGCGACAACGUAUUAA